Hippoglossus stenolepis (Pacific halibut) is the source of this 5005-nucleotide messenger RNA. It is a transcript of the gene dnmt3bb.1, whose product is annotated as DNA (cytosine-5-)-methyltransferase 3 beta, duplicate b.1. Lineage: Eukaryota; Metazoa; Chordata; Actinopteri; Pleuronectiformes; Pleuronectidae. Bases 300 to 2720 code for a protein of 806 amino acids. The record is from RefSeq and is a predicted model, not a curated record. The transcript has 21 exons. Gene Ontology annotation, cellular component: nucleus. Gene Ontology annotation, biological process: negative regulation of transcription by RNA polymerase II. Gene Ontology annotation, molecular function: DNA binding; DNA (cytosine-5-)-methyltransferase activity, acting on CpG substrates.
UUACCGCGGGCGGUGAUUCUUUUAUUUGAACUGAGUCGUACCAAUCCAGGAUCCAGGGAAGAGCUCGAUGAAUAAAUAACUUAUGACAUGUUUAUUCUUUAGCGACAUCUCGUCCGGACGGUUUGAUUUUCUCGGUUGCAGCAGUGACAUGAACUCCGUCGUGUGUAUUUAUCUAUGGAAGCACUUUGUGACCGUGUUGAAAUAAGUGCGAUACAAGUAAAGAUAUUCUUUUCACUGUUUCCUGGUUUGUGUUCAGGUUAGAAACGGAGUCGGGACAAACACUGGACCAGUCGACUGCGAUGCCUUCAAACAAGUACCCUGCUGCUAACAUGGAGGAGAGCAACAACAUGGCUGCUACUGCGGCGGUGAACGGAGCCACGCCUCCAGCUGAAGGCCUGUCGGAGAACGACAGCGGCGUGGAGCUGACCAAUGAGAACAGCCCCCUGACUGCGGCCGAACCGCCGUCCCCCUUCAGCCCCAAACAGAACGGAGAUGCAGCCUCACCUCAAGAUGACAACCAGUGUUCGAGAGGAAACAGGAAAAGAAGCAAGAAGAGCUCAGAGGAUGAGGAAACUACCUGGGACUCCUACAGCGACGAAAAGGCCUCGGGACCGUCUCAGUUGGGUUUGAGACAAACACCUCGACCCAGAACCAUCUUUCAGGCCGGUCUGACGCCGCACUCACACACCAAGGGUCGCAGACCGAACCGUAAACAGGACCACAUCUUGUCACUGUGUGCGGUUGGUUCUCGGGUGGUGGCGGUCGUGUCCGGCGAAGUCCACGAGGCCCCUCGUCUGGACCUGAUGGAACAAGACUCCAAAGACUCGGCUCAGAGCAGCAGCACCAUGUCCAGCUCUGAAGCGCAGCCGGAGUACAAUGACAACAAGGGCUUUGGCAUCGGCGAGCUGGUGUGGGGGAAGAUUAAGGGAUUCUCCUGGUGGCCCGGCAUCGUGGUGACGUGGCGCGCUACCGGCAAGAGGCAGGCCAGCCACGGCAUGAGGUGGCUGCAGUGGUUUGGAGACGGCAAAUUCUCCGAGGUUUCUGCAGACAAACUGGACUCCAUCAUCGCCUUCCCCAAGUUCUUCAGCCAGGCGUCCUACACCAAGCUGGCCUCGUACCGCCGGGCCGUGUUCCAGGCCCUGGAGAUGGCCAGUAUUCGGGCGGAGAAGACGUUUCCUCCCUGUGAGUCUGACGGUCCAGAGGACCAGGUCAAACCCAUGCUGGACUGGGCCAACGGCGGCUUCCUGCCCAAAGGAGAGGAGGGACUCAAACCUACGCAAGGCGCCAACAGUAACCCUCUGGAUCACCAGGUGCUGGAUGUCUCUCUGCCGGAGUACUUCCCCAGCGCCAAGCGGCCCAGAGUCAGCCUCUGUAAGAACAAGGCUGCCCCCGAGGAGUCGUUCUGCAGAGAACAAAUGGUGAAUGAAGUUCUGAAGAAUAAUUGUAGUAUUGAAGAGUUCUGUCUCUCCUGUGGAAAGAGGAGAGCUGCAACUUUCCACCCCCUGUUUGAAGGAGGCCUGUGCCAAACAUGCAAGGAUGUGUACCUGGAGAUGUCCUACAUGUACGAUGACGAUGGCUACCAGUCGUACUGCACCGUCUGCUGCGGAGGGCGAGAGGUUCUGCUCUGCGGCAACGCCAACUGCUGCAGGUGUUUCUGCGUCGACUGCCUGGACAUCCUGGUCAGUCCCGGAGCAUCUAACAGCGCCCGCUACCUGGACCCCUGGAGAUGCUACAUGUGUCAGCCGCCGCUGCAGUACGGCAGCCUGAGGCGACGGGACGACUGGAGCCUCAAGCUGCAGGAGUUCUUUGCCAACGACAACGGACAGGAGUUUGAGCAACCAAAGAAUUACCCAGCAGUCCCUGCAGAGCAGAGACGACCAAUCAGAGUUCUCUCCCUGUUCGACGGCAUCGCCACUGGAUACCUGGUUCUGAGGGAUCUGGGUUUUAAGGUGGACCAGUACGUGGCGUCAGAGGUGUGCGAGGACUCCAUCUCAGUGGGCGUGGUCAGACAUGAAGGAAAGAUCCAGUACGUCCACGAUGUGAGGAACAUCUCCAAGAAAGAUAUUCUCGAGUGGGGUCCGUUUGACCUGGUGAUCGGAGGAAGUCCCUGCAACGACCUGUCCAUCGUCAAUCCUGCAAGGAAAGGCCUCUACGAGGGAACAGGGAGGUUGUUCUUUGAGUUCUACCGUCUGCUGAGCGAAGCCAAGCCCAAGGAAGGAGAGGACCGCCCCUUCUUCUGGAUGUUUGAGAAUGUGGUCGCCAUGGGCGUCAACGACAAGAGGGACAUCUCCCGGUUCCUGGAGUGUAACCCUGUGAUGAUUGAUGCGAUCGAUGUUUCUGCUGCUCACCGUGCUCGAUACUUCUGGGGAAACUUGCCAGGCAUGAACAGGCCUCUGUGUGCGUCGGGGAUGGACAAGCUGGAGCUGCAGGACUGUCUGGAUCACGGCCGAGUGGCAAAGUUUGGAAAAGUUCGAACCAUCACCACUCGUUCCAACUCCAUCAAACAGGGGAAAGACCAGCACUUCCCCGUCCUGAUGAACGGGAAGGAGGACAUCCUGUGGUGCACGGAGCUGGAGAGGAUCUUCGGUUUCCCUGUUCACUACACAGACGUGUCCAACAUGGGUCGCGGUGCCCGACAGAAGCUCCUGGGCCGGUCCUGGAGCGUCCCUGUCAUCAGGCAUCUGUUCGCACCGCUCAAAGAUUACUACGCCUGUGAAUAAACACCAGCCGUCUCCAGGAAACAGAGGCCACCUGUGAUCACAGUGUGAUACCGGCUUUCAGAAACAUCCUACUGUAAGGAACAGCAGAUUUAAACUCACUCUGUCAGCCUCUGAGUCGGGAGGGUUCUCAGAGUCGCUGGGAGAAUAGUGACAGCAGCUGUUAUAAUGCACUGUAGCCUUAAACACACACUAACACACAAACAGAAGAGGGGAGCCCCUUGGCUGUGGUUUGUCACCAUAUCCAGUGGGGGGGCUCAAAGGUCAAAGUGCAGCCGUCAUUAUCGUCUGCGAUGGAGGUCGGAAAGGAGCGUCGUGUCUGGGGGGGGUAAAAAGGGAAAGGACGACGCUCACUCCUUCCUUUCGUUAAGGAAACGAGGACUGCACAGUGAUUUAAUUAGAUUUCUUUAGAGGCAUUGUUUUUAAGUUGUCAACACUUCUUAGUUGUAGGAAAAUAGAAAACAAUUUAACACAACUUUUAAAGUGGCUCCAUAUCACAAAGUUUUAUCAACGCAACUUUUAAUCCGACUUGAACCAAAGUUAUUGGACGUCUUUGAACGUCUCCUGCUGUUUCACUAGUCUCAGCAUUAUUAACACUAUUUUAAAUAUGAUCCGGCAGUUUCACCAAAACUACAUAUCCCAUAAGUCUUAGCCACAGAAAUACUGUGAAAGAGGAAAAACAACUUUUAUUAAAGGUUUUAUGAACAUGUUUUUGUAUAGAUGGUGUGAAACUUUGAGUUGUCACGGCGACGUCUCCCUGAGAGCGACACACAAAUACUUGAAACAAAGCCAACGCAAAAACAGAUGUGGAGGAGGGUUUUGUCUUUUAUCAACCGUUGCAAACAGCUGAGAAACUAAGAGCGGUUAUGUUUAUUCGACUGUAGAUGUUUGAUUAUUGUUUUAUUGAUAAAAGUAGCUUCAGUUCACUGUGAUCGCUGGAUGCCAGCGUCUCCUCGCGUGGGGAAGAAAUGAGUCCGUCACUUUAGUUAAAACCUUUUACAGGAAAUCAAAAAAAAAAUAAGAUGGACACAAUAUUUUUGUUAACUAGCACUGACUACUUUUUCUUUUAUAGAAGUUUCUCAGUUUCAAAAAGACUCUAAAGAUUUAGAGGACUGCCAUGAAAAUCAUUUAGAAGAUGCUUUACUGAGGUCUGUGGUGCACAUGCUUCUGAAUACGGUAUGUUUAAAUCAUGCCACGUAAUUAUCACCCUCAUCCGUUUCCAGAAGAAACACCAAACCCUUUUAUUAUCUACUAAGGAUCCAGGAUCAGUUUGUGUUGCGUUGACUGGUGCAUGUUGCUCAGGCUGAACGCUUCAGCUUCAGGGUGUUGACCAGAAACCUACUGUGACCUCACUCACUGAAACGUGGCGUCUACCUUUCAAAUAUUGAGGUUGUUUUGAAAACUGGAAGAUUUUUUUCUAUUGUCACCAAAUUAAAGUAAACGGGCAUUACCUCAGACACAGGGGACAUCUGUGCAUCACUCGUCCUAGUGUCUCUGUUCUGUGAAUACAUGUUCUGCUCCCUUAUGACCUGUGUGUAUAUAGAACUAUGUUUAGCUUGUUAUCACUGGAACGGUUUUUUACAUCGUGUUUUGUUUACUGUAUCAUAGAAAGGUUUACAAGUUUGACCAAGAACUAGUUAUUUCGUUUUUUCUUUUACAAAAAAAAUGCACAAGUUUUUGCAAAUAACUGUUUUGCUGUUUGAGUGGCGUCUGACUCCUCUGGUGCUCAGAGCCACAGGAACCUUUUUACUUUCAAGUCUGAUUUUACAGUUGUUAAAAACUAAAAGAAACUGUUUACAUGCUUCGUUAACACUGAUGAUUCUGUUGAAUGUUUAAUGAAACCAGUACACAAUAGUUUUUCUCUUUUGUAACUGUGCUCUUUUAAGACUUUAUGUAUAUUAGGAAGAUAGUUUAUAUUAACACCGUACAAAGCUUGCUUGAAAUUUCUUAUAUUCUAACACGAAAUAGAACAUUAAUCACUAGCUGUUUGUUAUUUAGAUGUAAACCAUUUGCGUGUGUAAUUGCCUUCUGAGAACAGUUUCUACUUUUUUCUCUUUAGCUGUUUUGUGCUUUAUCUUUUAUCAGAAUCACAUCGGAGGAUUGUGUUUGUUUUUAGUUUUGUUAUUUUACUUUUUAUGAAUCUAAAGUGCAAAAGCAUUUGAAAAGAUCGGAUUCUGUUAUUUUUAUACUUAAGGGAAAACCCUUGUUAUUUUUUUACAUUUGUGUAAUUCCUAUAGCAACAUGUAUAUAAUUCUACUCAAUAAAAAACAGCUUGCUGUUAAAAUCCA